Molecule: messenger RNA, 849 nt
Organism: Lentinula edodes (shiitake mushroom)
Lineage: Eukaryota; Fungi; Basidiomycota; Agaricomycetes; Agaricales; Omphalotaceae
Exons: 8
Source: RefSeq, a predicted model, not a curated record
AUGGGGGUCAUCACAGACGAAACACUCUCCAAAUAUCACGAAAGAGUCGAAGGGAAGACGGUCAUUAUUACUGGUGCCGGGGCAAGUAUAGGACGAGCAACAGCCAUUCUAUUCGCAUCAUAUGGGGCUAAAGUUGUGGUCGCUGACAAGAGUUUGUCUGGCGUAGAAGUAACUGUGUCAGAGAUCCGAUGCAUCAAAGGGGAGGUGGUUGGAUGCGUAUGCGACGUCACUAUAUGGGAGGAUGUAGUAGCAAUGUACGACCUCGCUAUUCAAGAAUUCGGUUCAGUGGACAUAGUAGUUGCCAACGCAGGUGUAGGCGAAAUUGGCGGUCGUAUGAUGUAUAAUCCCAGCGAAGGACGUCCAGUCAAGCCGCUGACUACAACAAUCGACGUGAAUUUGACCGGUGUUCUUUACACCGUUCACCUUGCCCAACAUUAUCUACAGCUAAAUCGACCUAUGCAAGACAUGUCCUCUGAAUCAUCAUCCUUGAAGUCCGUCGUUCUCCUAGGUUCAUUGGCGUCAUGGACUGCAUUAACAAAAGCGCCAAUGUACACCGCUUCGAAACAUGCUGUUCUGGGAUUGAUGCGCUCUUUAGAUGCCUCCUUCGUAUCUAGAGGUCUUCGCAUCACUAGUAUCCAUCCUUUCUUCGCAGCCACUUCCAUGGUCCCUAAUGUCAUUCGACUGCAACUAGCAGGAAUUCCUCUUGCUCCCGUUCCUAGAAUCGCCAGAACAAUCCUCUAUGCGGCGACUCAAUCAGACCCCGCUUGCAGUGGGGCGGCAUUCUGGGUUCCGGAUGGAGGUGCUUUGGUGUUCAUGGUAUCAAGGGAAGAAUUCAAACCCGGUGUGUAC